AUGGUGCGCAUCUCGGCGACAUCGCUCGCUUCGCUGGCGUGCUUCGCCUCGGCUGCCGUGACCGGCGCUUCGGCCAAGACCAGCCUGUACCUCUCGCCAGCUACGACGCCCGAUGCGCAGGUCGACAUCGAUGCCAACCAGGCGCAUCGCAUCCUCUCACACCACAUGCACGUCGAGCAGCACGCGCACGACGAUGCGUCGUACCGGGAUGCCAAGGAUGUGUGGCAGAUGCUCGAUAUCGGCACGGCACACGCCAAGAUCGACAAUCGUGCUGGCGUCGAGCGUCUCUUUGACGGACACAAGGACGAGCCCAACCGCCUCCUCGUCCUCAUGCACGGCACUGCACACCAGGACGUGAUUCCCGCCAGCGUCGGGGCGACGCACAGCAUCGAGGGCGCGCCGAGCUCGACCUCGUUCGACGCGCUCUUUGACAGCUACCUCGGCACCGUCUCGAACACGCUCAAGUCGUCCGAGUCGGCAUUCUCGCACCUCGCAGGCACCUUCCUCGACGGCUUUACCGCCAGCAUCGACUGGCUCACCUCGCACGCCGACACGGCCGCCACACGCUGCAUCGACUGGCUCACCUCGCACGCCGACACGGCCGCCACACGCUGGUCCCACCACGCCGCGGCGUUCGGCUCGGACGCCUUUGCCAAGCUCGAGCACGAGCUGCGAGCCGUUGAGGCGCUCGUGGCCAAGAUGCAGGCGACGCGCGCCAACGACUCGGCCGACGAGCUCUCGAUGCAGCCGCUGCGAUUCUCGGCGCUUGGCGACGUCGAAGCUACCUACGGCACGGACAGCGUCGAGUUGGCGCGCGCCAAGCAGCUGGUGCGCGAGGCGAUCGAGCGUGUCACUGCGCUCUUCCAGGCGCGAUCCGAAGAGCACGGCCGUGUGCCUUGGAUCGCCUUUGUCGUCACCGAUGCCGACAUUGAGCAGCGGCUGGUGAAGCGCUCCAGCUCGGACCUCUUGGCGCCGUUCCUGGGUGCGCGCACCUCGGAGCUGUCGCAUGGUGCGGCUCUGCGUCCGGGCGAUGUGCUUGCGUCGACUGCCAAAAAGUCGAAACCCUCGCCGCUGCCCAAGAACCUCGCCGGUACGUGCUUCGGCUCGCAGUCGGAUCUCGACAAGGCCACCAACGGCUGUUCGGGCCACGGCAAGGGCGUCAAGUCGUCCAAGGGCGGCCGUGCGUGUUGGCGCUGCAAGUGCCAGCCCACCGAGGUGCGCAAGGGCAAAAAGACCUACUGGGCCGGUGCGGCGUGCGAGAAGAAGGACGUGUCGGCAGAGUUCAUGCUGCUGGCGUCGAGCGUCGUUCUGCUCGUGCUCAUCAGCGCUGGCAGCGUCUACUUUUUGUUCGCCCAGGGCUCUCAAGAACUCCCCGGCACCUUGGCCAGCGUCACCAUCAGUCUCAAGUAA
Moesziomyces aphidis is the source of this 1410-nucleotide messenger RNA. NCBI's taxonomy places the organism in Eukaryota, Fungi, Basidiomycota, Ustilaginomycetes, Ustilaginales, Ustilaginaceae. The record is from the annotation of a GenBank genome assembly.